Molecule: messenger RNA, 783 nt
Organism: Encephalitozoon romaleae SJ-2008
Lineage: Eukaryota; Fungi; Microsporidia; Unikaryonidae
Exons: 1
Coding region: 1-783 (260 amino acids)
Source: RefSeq, a predicted model, not a curated record
AUGAGACUUUUGAUUUUGUACAUGACUUCACUGGUGAUGGGGAGUAGGAUGGUUAGAAUUACUUCAAGAAACCAUCCAAACUUGGGCAUAGUGAUUGUACCCUCAAAAGCCAACGGGAAGGGUAGUGUUAGAAUGCUUAGUACCAAAGAAAAUAGAAAGAUGGAACAGCAAGGAACUUUCAAGAUUAAUAAGGGAAUGACGGAGGUCUCACAAGGGGAAUCCAAACUUUGUAAGAAUGAGAAAAACGAUGAUAUUGAUGUUUGUACAGGAAGCGAUGAGCUUUAUUCAAAAUGGAGAUUAGUUUCCGAAGAUGGUGGCGUCAGAUUCAAAACGGAAAAUGACAUAUGUCUAGAGACGGUUGAAGACCAAUCGGUAUCGGGGGGUGUAAGGUUGGCUGGUAGAGAAUGUAAAUUGAACACGAAGAGCCAGCUCUUUGACUUGAAGUUUGCUGAGGAAGAUAGCCAAGAUUCUGAUGAGGCUGAAUUCAGCAAAAGCUCUCCGAAAGACUUGCCUUUGGAGGAACUACUUCCUUUCUUGCUUUAUGGGAAAGAACCAGUGUCAAAUCAGCGCAUAAUUUUAUAUGAUAGUCAGGGGAAAAAGAAAGCCUCUUUCAAAGGACCCGUAAGCCCACUCAUGGUAGCCAGCUUAAGUUCUGGUAUUCUACCACAUUCUAAUAAGGUAUCUGCACCUUAUUCUGGUUCUAGGCCAUUGUCAAACCCAAACGCUCCCGAGAAUGAAGUUGCAAUCACACCGAACUACGCAGACUAUGGAAAGUUUUACUAA